Messenger RNA from Amyelois transitella, 1814 nucleotides. RefSeq names its product degenerin-like protein asic-1 (gene ppk17). Lineage: Eukaryota; Metazoa; Arthropoda; Insecta; Lepidoptera; Pyralidae. Gene Ontology annotation, cellular component: membrane. The record is from RefSeq and is a predicted model, not a curated record. Gene Ontology annotation, molecular function: ligand-gated sodium channel activity. Gene Ontology annotation, biological process: sodium ion transmembrane transport. The transcript is spliced from 10 exons. Bases 113 to 1453 code for a protein of 446 amino acids.
GGUUUCUCAUAUUAGACACAUAAUUUUGGAGUCGUGCAAGUACAGAGGUUUUGUAGAUACUAAAAGUGAAAAUGAAAAUUAAAUAGUUUCUUUUUUUUAUUGGUUCUCAAUAAUGGCAGAUGUUAUAGUGGAUAAGCCCAAGACGGAUGAAGAUGUGUUAUCCACGAUAAAAGCUAAGUGUGAGAGUUGCAUCCGAGGUCCCAAUUUGAUGAAAACACUUAUUGUGGCCGUAUGCCUCGGCGUGGUGGUACAGCAGAUAACAGCAAGCAUUCGGAAGCUGACGAACAAACCAAUAACGACGUACACGCAUUUCGACUUCAACAAAACACUCCUGUACCCCAGCGUGACAUUUUGUAAGGAGCCGCCUUACAAGUAUGAUAAGCUGGAGGAAUAUGGACUAUACGCCCACCCCCGCUACACUUCCACCUGGCUGGCCUUCAACUUCUCUCAGACCAGCCUCCACCAGCUCUGGGAAGACGUCACGUUCAAUGAGAGUGACAUCUUCGUGCAAUACGGCUUGGAAGGCAGAAUGGAGAAUGUAGCUAUAAAUUCAACGCUGGGCUUCAUGCACGGUCGCUGCUACACCCUCUCGCCGAAGGUCGUCAGCACCAGAGCCACCAGGACGUCAGGAUACUCCAUCACCCUGAAGCAUUCCGCCCAGGACGUGGCCACUUCCACCAGCACCUACCCCCCGGGGUACCAUGUCCACGUGCAUUAUAACAGGGAGCCGUUUACAGAAGUAGACGUGUAUAACGGUGGUCAUGUGGACUAUUUCUACGUGAACACUGGAGACACCAUCGACGUCAAGCUGAAGGUGGACCAGUACGUCAAGAUAGGAAAAGAAGAUGACCCUUGCACGAACAGUGAGAACUACAGUGCUAAUGAGUGUACUGCCCAAUAUGUCUGGGAUCUGGUGAGCAGCCAGGCUGGAUGCUCUGGACCUUGGAUGAAGAGCAACCUGCCUCAUUGCAGAAAUUAUUCUGGCAUGAGGAGUCUGAUAUCAGCUUAUACUAGUACGUACGUGAACCACAACUGCUCAUCAUGUCCUCGAUUCUGCCGCUCGUACCUGUACAAUGCCUUCAUCACAGACCGCCAGACCUUCUACUCCUGGGACACUGCUAAACGGACAUGGGCUAUUAGCACUGGCACUAAUUUGCAGACCAACCUCUACAUAUACUUCAAUGGCAUGCUUGUUUCCGUGUACGAAGAGCGAUAUAAUUACGACUGGAACCUUUUUCUUUCGGAUCUAGGAGGAAGCGUUGGUUUUCUCCUCGGUCUGUCUGUUAUCAGCGUCAUGGCUAUGUGCGGCAAGAUCUGGUCUACAGUCAUCAGGCCCACGAUCAAGAUCCCGAAGACCAAGGAAGCCACUAUCGUGAUCAAUAGCAGAUCAGCCAAACACGAGGAAUAUAUGAAGAAUUGCAGAGAAUGGAACGUGAAGAAUAAUUUUUAUUAGUUAUCUCUUCAUUAUAGACAACUGUCAUAUUUGGUAUUGGUAAAUUCUUUAUUAUUAUUAUAUAUUAAAUUAUUGCAGCAUUAAGUUUUUUAUAUAUCACUAGCUGUGCCCGCGACUUCCUCCGCGUGGAAUAGUUAUUUUGGGCAUCAUUGAAGACCUCACGGGUGAAUAAUUUUCCCCCCGUAUUUUUCUUAUUUUUCAUGAUUUCUUUGCUUCUUCUAGUUGCAGCGUGAUGUUAUAUAGCCUAAAGCAUUCCUCGAUAAAUGUUCUAUUCAACACAAAAAUAUUUUUUCAAUUCGAACCAGUAGUUCCUGAGAUUAGCGCGUUCAAACAAACAAACAAACUCUUCAGCUUUAUAAUA